Perognathus longimembris pacificus (Pacific pocket mouse) is the source of this 5241-nucleotide messenger RNA. RefSeq names its product interphotoreceptor matrix proteoglycan 2 (gene Impg2). The transcript is spliced from 18 exons. Gene Ontology annotation, molecular function: heparin binding; hyaluronic acid binding. Bases 134 to 3850 code for a protein of 1238 amino acids. Lineage: Eukaryota; Metazoa; Chordata; Mammalia; Rodentia; Heteromyidae. The record is from RefSeq and is a predicted model, not a curated record. Gene Ontology annotation, biological process: visual perception.
UUCAUUUUAACAAAAAUUUUGAAUUAAAGCAGUGGGAAUUUUGAGGAGAUUGACUAUUUUAUUCUUCUUUUUAGAUUUGUACCUCCAUUCACACUGACAUUGACCUUUAGAUUCAGAAUCCAAAUGUGUCCUAAUGUCAAUUUUUGUUACCUCUAGUGCUAUGUCUUUAUUAGGAGUCUUGAUAUGCUUUGACUUUGUAAUGCAAACCUAUAUAUCUUUAGAAGAGAACCAGGAACCCAAGAGCACAGUUGCUUUUCUCCUGCCUGAAGAAUCUACAGACGCUGUUCUACUUACUGAAAAGAAACAAAUUCCAGAUCGCCGAGAAGCUGAGAGACAGUGGUUACUUAGAAGGCGCCGGCGGCGCUCUAUUCUGUUUCCUGAUGGAGUAAAAAUCUGUCCAAAUGAAAGUGUUACAGAGGCUGUGGCAAACCACAUGAGGUAUUUUAAAGUCCGAGUGUGCCAGGAAGCAGUCUGGGAAGCGUUUAGGACUUUUUGGGAUCGACUUCCUGGGCGUGAGGAAUAUCGUUACUGGAUGGAUUUGUGUGAGGAUGGAAUUACAAGUAUAUUUGAAAUGGGUACCAAUUUUAGUCAGUCUGUGGAACACAGAAGCUUAGUCAUGAAGAAACUGACUUACAUGAAGGAAACUAUAAGCAGUCCUGAAUUGUCAUCUCCAGUUCCUGCUGGUGAUACCUCAACAUUGAGAGAUGCUGCUCUCAGAGUUCCAUAUUCCAGGGUGGCCUCCUCUGAAGGUGCCUCAGAGAGGAGCUUGGAGCUCCCACAGGAGACUAUUAGCAAUGAAAUUGAGAAUGUGGUAGAAGAGCCUGCAAAACCAGCAGCUGAACAGGUUGCAGAAUUCAGUAUUCACCUUUUGGGGAGACAAUAUAGAGAAGAACUUCAGGACCCCACAAGUUUCCAUCACCAGCAUCUUGCAGAAGAGUUUAUUUCAGAGGUGGAAAAUGCAUUUGCUGGAUUACCAGGCUACAGACAGAUUCAUGUUCUUGAAUUUAGGUCUCCUAAGGAAAACGGCAGUGGUAUAGAUGUUCUCUACACAGUUACCUUCAAUGCUGAGGCCAUCAGCAAUACCACAUGGGACCUAAUUAGCCUUCACUCCAACAAGGUGGAAAACCAUGGCCUUGUGGAAAUGGAUGAUAAACCCACUGCUGUUUAUACAAUUAGUAACUUCAGAGAUUAUAUUGCUGAGACACUUCACCAGAACUUUUUGCUGGGGAAUUCCUCUGUGAAUCCUGAUCCUGAGUCUCUUCGGCUUAUUAAUGUGAGAGGAGUUUUGCUUCCACAAACAGAAGACCCAGUUUUAAACACCCAAAGUUCAAGUUUUCAGUCAACAUCACCAUCUGUUCUGGAUAAUACCUUUCCAGCUGAAUGGCUCUCAGCAGAUGAAUCCACCAUCAGCAAUAUUUCACAACUUGGAUUCACCUCUGGUCCUCCCUCAACCCUUGGCAGGGAACUGUGGUCAGAAAGUGCUUUGAGUGACUUAGUGUCUACAUCUAAAUUAACCUUCCCCUCGGAAUUGGGCCUCAGUUCUUCCCCAGAGGUGUUAGAUGUUAGCAGCUUGACUCUUCAUUCUGUCACCCCAGCAGUGCUGCAGACUGGCUUGCCUGUGGCUUCUCAGGAGGGAACUUCUGGAUCUCACUUACUAGAAGAUGGAUUGGCCAAUAUUGAAGAGUCAAAUGUUCUUUCUACAGAUACAUUACCUUCAAGUGCAUUCACUCAAUCUGUGCCAAAAAGAACAAUACCAUCUAUAGACGACUCAGAUGUGUCCCUGACAUCCUCACCAUAUCUAACCUCAUCUGUUCCAUUAGAUCUUCCUGCUAAAGAAAUGACUUUUGACUUGGACUCCUUGGCCUCCAAAGUCACAGAGCAAUUGGAAGUGGGGCCUUUGUUUCCUGAUACAUCUGUGGAAAAAGAGGUCAUAUUUGAGAGUGGUUUCAGUUCUGGGUCUGGGCAAAAGGUGGACGUGAUAACUUGGCCCUGGAGUGAGACUUCAUUAGACAAGAGCACUGAACCACUGUCCAAGCCAUGGUUUGAGAAUGAGGAUUCACUUUUGCCAACUGAAGGUAUAGAUGAGAAACUACUUAGAGAUGAAAAAAUGGAUUCCACAGAUCUAACUAUUGAACAGUCAAAACAUAGUCAUGAUGAUACACACACACGUUUUGCAGAAACAGAGACCCUCAGUGGACCUACUGUACCCACCUUUGCAGAGUCUGUGACUUGGUCUGCAUCUCUGAUUUUUUCCAAGCAUCCAUCAGAAGUAUCUGUUGAUUAUUACUCAGUUACAAAAGCACCACUCCUACAGACAUCUAUAGCCAGUUCUGCUUCUCCUGAGAAAACAGAGCAAGUGGAUGCCUUCCUACAGGAGCACAUAGGACAAACAACAGAGUCAUCUGGCCAGGAAUUGUUUGACAGCAAGGUUUCAGAGGUGAAGGCAGAUAUGCAAUCUACAUGGACCAUACCACCAGAAGCAGAUAUAGUUUGGAAAAGAACUUCCCCGGAAAAACUGUUGAGAGAUACAUUGGCAAGUACACCAAUGAGUACUGCUAGAUCCUGGUUGAAAUCUUCCUUGACACAGUCCACUAAAUUGCCUUCAACCACAAGCUCCACCCUGCUAGAGGAUGAAGUAAUAAUGGGUGUACAGGAUAUUUCAUUAGAACUGGACCGGAUAGGCACAGAUUACUAUCAGCCUGAGCUAAUCCAAGAGCAAAAUGGCAAGCUUGGUAGCUAUGUGGAAAUAUCUACAAAUGACCAUUCUACAGAGAAGGUUAUUGUGGCCCAUCCCACCAAAGGAGGUGACGCAGGUGACACUCAGACCACAGGAGCUUUGGUGGUUUUCUUCAGUCUUCGAGUGACUAAUAUGUUGUUUUCAGAAGACUUGUUUAAUAAAAACUCUCUGGAAUAUAAAGCCCUGGAGCAAAGAUUCUUAGAAUUGCUGGUUCCCUAUCUCCAGUCAAAUCUCACAGGUUUCCAGAAUUUAGAAAUCCUUAACUUCAGAAAUGGCAGCAUUGUGGUGAACAGUCGAAUGAGGUUUGCCAAGUCUGUCCCUCCUAAUGUCAAUAAUGCUGUGUACCUGAUUCUGGAAGACUUUUGCACCACAGCCUACCAAACCAUGAACUUGGAUAUUGAUAAAUACUCCCUUGAUGUGGAAUCAGGUGAUGAGGCCAACCCUUGCAAGUUUCAGGCCUGUAAUGAAUUUUCUGAAUGUUUGGUCAACUCCUGGAGUGGAGAAGCAAAGUGCAGAUGCUACCCUGGGUACCUGAGUGUAGACGAUCUGCCCUGUCAGAGUCUCUGUGAACUACAGCCAGACUUCUGCUUGAAUGAUGGAAAAUGUGACAUUAUGCCUGGGCAUGGGGCCAUUUGUAGAUGCCGAGUGGGUGAAAACUGGUGGUACCGAGGUGAGCACUGUGAAGAGUUUGUGUCUGAGCCUUUGGUCAUAGGCAUUACCAUAGCUUCUGUGGCUGGCCUUCUCUUUGCCUCUUCUGUUAUCAUCUUCUUCCUUGUCAAGACUCUUCAAGCUCAGAAUAUCAGGAGAGAAAGAGAGAGGCCUAGCAGGCAGCCUGACAGCCUGUCAUCCAUUGAGAAUGCUGUGAAGUACAACCCUGCUUAUGAAAGCCAGGUGGCUGGAUGUGAGCAGCAUGGUGAAGCUCAGUAUCCCUUCCACAGCUCUGCCUGUGAAGAGGUGAUUGGCGGUCUGAGCAGAGAAGAAAUCAGACAGAUGUAUGAGAGCAGUGGCCUUUCCAAAGAGGAAAUUCAAGAGAGAAUGAGGAUAUUGGAACUGUAUGCUAAUGAUCCAGAGUUUGCAGCUUUUGUAAGAGAGCAUCAAAUGGAGGAGCUUUAACACACAUGCCUAUCUUUGACAUGGAUUAGAAGACUGGAGAAAUUGGAGACCACUGGUUAUCAUGUCAUGUAAUUAAUAUAGAAUUUACUUUGAGCACCACUGGAAGAAUCUAUUAAAAAAUAAAUAUGGAACAUACACUAUUUCCCUAGCUUAAAAUAGUAGGAGUUGUGAUACUUUUUACUUCUACAAAGACCAAGAGCUUGUGUUAAAAAAAGUUCAAAAUCAUAAGUGUUGGAAAGUAUUCUACUACAAAAGAAGGGGAGAGAGAGAGAGAGAGAGAGAGGAUAGAGAGGACAGAAAGAAAAAGAGAGGGUAAAAGAAAUAAAAAUCCAGUUCCUGGAGUUAGAACUACAAUUUCUCUCUGCUCCUGACUCUGAGAUUUUUCCCAAGAAUUGUGCCUAAGUUUCCAAGGGGGAGCAUAAUCUAAUACUAUGGCAAAGAGAAGUUAAGCUUCAUAAAUCAUAAUUAUGUAACUUAUUUGUUAAUGUCAGAAAGACUAGGGAAUCUUGGAAGUAAUUCUAAUAUAGUUUAGAGUAAUUACCAAAUAAAACAUUAUUUUUGUUUGGGUUUUAAUUUUAAAAGUAAUUGAUAAUUAUUUUCAAAGCAUUAUAAAUGUUGAGGAUAUUUGUCCCUUUUAAAUGCUUGAUUUUAUUUGUAAAACUUUCAAAAGAUUUAUGCUUAAGAUUCAAAGCUUUUUUCCUAAGCUCAUAUAUGUUGGAUGAAAAACAAAUUGUUUAUAAAUCACAAAUUAACACUAAAAGGCAGCUCUUUAAAUGGGUGCUUGGUGGAAGAGUUCUAGACAACUAUAAAGGUUGUCUAGGGCACAUCACCAUGAAAAAUACUCAGUAGAAGCACAGCCCGAGCCAAAGGAGGACUCUUGUUUUCCAAGAGAUGAGCAGUAAAGUGGGAAGUUGGGAAUAUUUGACACACGUCACUGUCUCUGAUUUACUUUUGAAGUCUUAGGCCAAACUUUUAUUUAGGAACUCUCAUUUCAUUAAGGACUGAAAUUUUCUGAAUAUUAAAACAUUGCCAUGAACCUAGCAACAUAAUAUUCAAUAUGAUGAUCAUGUUAUUCAAAAGUAAUAAAAUGGAGUUAAAUACUAUAAAACUGCAUAGUGAAUAACUCAAGCUUUUUCCCCCUCCUGGAGUCAUAAGGUACAGUGACUCUUACAGAUGUAUUGUUUAUUUGAUAAAUAGGUCUAUUUUUACUAUUGUACUAGCUUAAAGAUAUUUGUUCACAUUUAUGUGGCUUACCAUCCCACUUACUUUACAUAAAAAGUUUCAUGUAGGUUAGGUUUCAUUUUAUUCCACCUAUUUUCAUUUUACUUUGUUCUGGGCCUGGGAAUGUCCCUGAAAUUCUUUUAUGUAAGGCUGGUGUUCUACCACUUGAG